Rodentolepis nana is the source of this 1695-nucleotide messenger RNA. Lineage: Eukaryota; Metazoa; Platyhelminthes; Cestoda; Cyclophyllidea; Hymenolepididae. The record is from the annotation of a GenBank genome assembly.
GUUAAUGGAAUUUCAGCUAUUCGUUUUGCCCAAAAUACUGGUGUCUUUCCACAGGGUCGAGAUGGAGUACUUGAGGUUAAGUAUGAAGGAUCAUGGACGCCGAUCUGCAAUUUUGGCUUUGAUUACGUUGCGGCUUCGACAGCAUGCUACAUGUUGGGAUUUCCACCAUAUGGAUUCACCAUAUACAAGAGCAGCCAGUAUGGAAACGUUUCCGCUAGAUUAUCUAACUUUAAUUGCACUGGUCGUGUUAAACUGGGACCAAAUCCUCCAGAACCUUCGUCAGUACAUCUUGGAAAUUGUGAAUUUUCAACCAAUGUACCGAGAGAAUGCAAUCAUGCUUCUCGCAACGUUGCUAUAGCUUGCAUGGAGCCGGCAGUUUUGGAUAAUUUCGAUGACGCAUUACCUCCGACUUUUGCCCCAGUUUCAUGUAGAACUCCAAAUAUCUGGAGAAUGAUAAAAUUAAAACUUUUAGGUCCUGGGAAUUCAAGUGAGGUGCGUUUGACACAUGGAGAUGGAAAAUCUGGUCUUUUGGAAGUCAAGAGUCCCACAAGUGAAGAAUGGGGGACAGUUUGCGCUGAUGGCUUUGGGAUAAAUGAGGCAAAGGCCGUUUGCAGAAUGCUUUGCUCAAGCAGUGACGACCUUGCAUAUGCCCAUCCAGUUAUUAAUAUGUUCGGAACUGUGUCAGAGGCUGCGCGAAAUAUGCCAAUUCAUUUAGCUCGACUGAGUUGCCCGGUUGGAGCGCAGUCGUUGAAUGACUGUUCCCUUGGAGAUGGUUGGGGAAAUGUACAGGGUUGUUCUCAUGCACUUGAUGUCGGAGUUAUUUGUGGACCUCCCGAUGAAGUAUUGAGACCUCCGCGUAUGCCCAUAGAAACUUCCCUGGAAUGUGACCACGAAAUAGCUAAGGUUUAUUUUAAGAAGGAAGAACUUGGAGAGGCUGAUUCUUCAACUGUUUACCUUAAUCGGACAAAUCUACCAGGCGAUUGUACCUUCAAAUUCUCUGAACUUGAUGAAUACGGGACUGAGAGCACAUUAAUUGAAGUCCUCAUUCCUAUGGACAAGUGCGGAGCUACAUAUGAAGGGAGUAAUUCGACAGUCCUAGCCCUACAUAUUCCUCUGAUAGUGAAUACUUCAAAGGCUCCCUAUCAAGACGAAAGUUAUGAAAGUGGCGGAGUGUCAAGAGAAAAGAUUUUUAUUCUGCCAAUAACGUGCCUUAUCCCCCGUCGAUCCUCCGUUGAUUCACCCAUUCAUGCAGCUGCUACAAGCCGUCUGGAGAACUUGGUUUCCCUCAGAAAAACUCCCAAUGUCCAGAUAGGCUAUUUUGCUGAUAGACUGUUCCGAAGACAAAUAAGCGAGAGAGUUAACAUCAUUCCAAAUCGUCGAGUCUACGUACGAGUUUCAAUUGAACGACCAGAACAAUAUAGCAAGCUAGUUUUAACAAACUGUGUGUUAUCGAACAACAGAUCUAUGGAGUUGAGUAUUCCAUUAAUUUCCAAAGGAUGUCUAGUUUCAAAUGAAAUUCAGCUUCUUCCGAUUUCUCGAAGUGCAGUCGGAUUUUCAUUUGAAACAACCUACUUUAGAAAGGCAUCACAAAGCAUUCGAGGAGGAAAUAUGCUGGAAAUGUUUGUCAGUUGUCAAACACGUCUUUGUCACAUUCAUGAAACAGGACCGGAGUGUAUCCAAAGUUAUUGCAACUGA